Molecule: messenger RNA, 630 nt
Organism: Didymodactylos carnosus
Lineage: Eukaryota; Metazoa; Rotifera; Eurotatoria; Philodinida; Philodinidae
Source: the annotation of a GenBank genome assembly
AUGUCCCAAGGGAUCUUUAACCCGGAUUUUAAUGCUUGGAAUGUAACCGCAGCUAAGUAUAAACGGAUUGUACCUGCUCUUAACCUAAGUAUUCCUGCAAACCGGAAUUCAUUAGCUUUCGGAAACUGGCAGAAUCAUCGUGGCACUCCGUCAGAGAUAGAUUAUCGAAACAGGUACAGACGCCUGCGAAAAUUAGUAAAAAAUAAAAUUGAUGUUCGUCAAGAGGAAUAUUGGGAUGAAGUGUGCGAAGAAAUAGAAAAAUCUAUUAAAAUUCAUGAUCCAGCAACUGCUUUCUCCAUCAUAAGACGUCUUCGACGAGGAAGUAAAAGAGUAGAAAAUAUGCCAAUCAAAGACAAAAAUGGCAAUCUGUUGGUUUCGUCAACAGUCGAUCCUGAUUUGAUUGAUGCGAUCCAAAUAGACGAUAUACCACAGGCAGAGGAAGAACGGCAAAAUGCUCAACCUUCUGUGGAAGAAGUAAGAAGAGCACUAAGUCAAAUGGAGUCUAGAAAAGCACCUGGUAACGAUGAAGUUACCGUUACCAUCCUUAAAGCUGGUGGUGAGCCGGUUAUCCUAUGGCUCUAUGAAAUCUUCUCUGACAUAUGGAAGAAUAAAGAAAUGGUAGAGGACUAG